Messenger RNA from Pelagomonas calceolata, 3051 nucleotides. The record is from the annotation of a GenBank genome assembly. Lineage: Eukaryota; Pelagophyceae; Pelagomonadales; Pelagomonadaceae.
CGUUCCUUUUUUGUUUGGCCUGUGACUAUUGUAGGCAAGGACAGCACGUCGUAUUACUCUGCACAAGCUCCAGCCGUCAUGACCCGCUCGGGCACGGGCGGGGGCAAGGGCAAGGGCUCCAAGGAUGCCAAAGCCACAGCCAGGGUCAAAGCCCCCAAAAAGGGCCAGCGCCGCGCGCGGCCGCAGCAGCCGACACGCGAGCAGUUUUCGGAAGGAAAUGAUGCUCACAAAGUCGAAGCCAAACGGCAGAUCAUGAUCGCCAUCAAGCGCGGCCGCACGGAUCAGCCCGCCAUCCGAAAAUUCAUCACGGACGACGAGGAGAAGCUGGACCAGAACCCCUUAUUUUAUGGCGAUAGCACGAGAAGCGUUGCGUUAGGCCAUUAUAUUCGGAAGGUGUUGAGGGAGACUGGUAACGAAGCGAGCAUCGCGCCGCCGACGCGCGUGGUGGCGUGGCACAUUGGCACGCACGCCGGCACGUGCGAGUUCGACGAAGCUUCGACCGUCAUGGUCCUCGACACCGGCGAGGACGAGUCGGACGGCGUGCGGCCCGAGCGAGUGCUGUGCUUCCAGUCGUUGCGGGGCAACGAAGUCUGCUAUGCGGGCGGCCUGCGCCGCCAAUCGAUCCGCAUCGCGCCGGAAGCCACGAGAGAGUCUCUGGCGCGACGGCUCUUCUUCGCACGGCAGGGCUCCGUCGACGAGCCGAUGGACGAGCCUGCAGUCGGAGCGCCGGAGGGGGCCGUCUUCGACCGCGAGGUGCUCUGGCGGGGCGAGGAAUGGCGGUCGCCGCGCGACACGAUCGAGGCCGGAGGACCCCCGACGCCUUCGUGGUGCGUCUGGGCGGCCUGGACCCAGCUCUCCGACGGCGACGACGCGGCGACGCUGCGGCGGAGCCGACGCCGCGCGCCGAAACCGCCGCCGCGGGGCGCCUGGAGGGUGCGCUGGUCGGACGACACGGAGUCGCUCGCUUCGCGCGACGACGUCCGCAUCUGCCCCGCGCGCCUCCCGAUCGAGCCGACGGCCGAAGACCUCGCAAGGCUCGCGGCCGAGAUCUCGCUGGAGGACUGCGUCGCGGAGGCGGUCUUUUCGAUAGAUGUCGAGUCGCGCGCGGCGCUGUGCCGCCACCUGGCCCACAAGGGCGAGGAGAGCGCGAUCGUCGACGCCCGCGUGAAGGACUGCGUCGAGGCCGAGAUCGCGGUCCGGGACACGCUCGACGCCCUCGGCCUCGCUCUGCCGCGCUUCAUGGGCGGCGGCUGGACCCGGGUCGCCCCGGGUCAACGUCUCUCGGAGGACGGCGACGAGAUCCUGGUGCCGUGGGUGCUCGACGGCGUCCGCCAGUCCGACGCGCGCUUCCCAAACACCGAUGAGGGUCGCAUCAAGGCGGACCAGUUCGUGCUCGAACACUGCGGCCGGGCCGUGCGCCUGGCGCAGCUGCGGGCGAAUCUGGCGACGGUCCAGCGGAACCCCUCGGUGACGGUCGCGCAGCUCCCCCACCCGCCCGGCCCAAGCGUCGCCGCGGCGUGGCGGGGCGAGGCCACGGAGCUGCCGACGGACGGCUCGACCUACGCGCCGGCGGGGCAGCGCCGCGCCGUCGCCGUGUCGUCACUGCUGCUGCGCGGCGCCGCCGACGCGCCCGCGCCGCCCCCACUGGAUCGCCCUCGAGGCGUGACCCCGGCGCCGCCGCCGCCGAAGGAGGAGUCCUCGACGCAGAAGGCGAAGAAGAAGAAGGCGAAGCGCCGGCGCAAGCCGCCGCAGCCGCCGCCCGCUCCGAGGUUCGGCGACGCCGACGCGAUGCCGCCGCCGCCGCCGCGCGAGCCGCCGACGCGCGGGCGCGCGCUGGACCGCUCGUCGCGACCGCCGCGCGCGCGGUCGCGGUCGCCGCCGCCGCGCGGGCCGCCGACAGCGCGCGCGGCGCUGCGGCGCCGCGACGCUGCCGCGGACGACGCGGGCGACGACGCCGACGCGAUGCCGCCGCCGCCGCCGCCGCACGCGCCGCCGUCGCGCGGGCGCGCGCCGGGCCACUCGUCGCGAACGCAGCGCGCGCCGCCGACCGCGACCGCGCGCGCGGCGCCGCGCCGGCGCGACGCCGCCGCGGAGAGCGAAGCGGUGGUGACGAAGGAGCAGGCGCUGGGGCUACUGGAGGGCGCCUUUGACGGCGCGUCCGCCCUCUCCGUCGCGGCGCUGCGCGAGCGCUUUGGUACGGCGCUAGCGUCGCUAGAAGAUGAGUCGCCGCGGACGCUCCCUGCAGGCGGGCGCGCGGUGCGCGGCGACGCGGCGCCGGCGGUCGGCGAGAAGCGCGGCCGCGGCGGCGUCGAGCGACCGGUGGCGCGCGCGCCGCGGCCGCGGGCGCGGUCGAUGAGCGUGAGCGACGGCGAGCGCGAAGCGCCCUUCACGGCGCCGCCGAUCCAAGAUGAGGUCUACGACAAAUAUAGGCGCACCAUUCAAGAUACAAUUGAAAGGGAGAAAGGCCAAACGAAGAAAAGUGUCGACCAGUACGCGCUACAGGCGACGCAGGACCAUAAGAAAGAGGAGCUGUUGCGGACUGAGAAGCUGCACAUUAAGGGCUGCCUUCGGUUUGGCGUCGGUAUCGCGUGCGAUUGGUGCUUGCGGGUGCCGUGCUCUCGCCCGGAGGUGUUCGGGCAGACUUGUGACGAUGAAAGGAUCGAUGUCGCGUAUUUGAGAGCGCGGAAGCUGCCUCCGUCGAAGCGUUUGGAUUUUAUGAACAAGGCCAUCUUGGAUGAUCCGGACGGGCCGGGACGCUAUCUUCUUGAGAAGAUUUACGGCUGCAGAAAGCCGCUCGACGACACGCAGUACAGCGCCCUGCGCCGACUGUGGGUGGUCGCUAGCAUCCGCACGCCCCAGGAGUUCGUUCGAGAGGCGCUCGUCCUGCGGCCGUAUCAAUUCGCGGCGCGGUGGAGCGGCGGUCGCAAACCCGUAGAGAUGCCGCGCUACACCGGCGCCGCGCGGGUGCGACUGGUGACGAAGGUCGUCGACGCCGCCACUGGAUUGAGGACGGUUCGGGAACAGGCCGCGGCUCUACCACCGCUCUCCUAG